AUGUAUCUUUCAUUACCAUCGUUGUCGCUGGCCCUCCAAGCCCUUUCCUCCCUUACCGGCCGCCGCCAGGAGCACGGAUUAGACCCGCACAAGCGAUACAACCCUACAUCACAGCAUGCGAAGGUCGAUGCAGCAUAUAUCAGACGCCAAAUACCGCACCCCGAGCCCGAAGAUCCUAUGCCAGAGCCCGUAGAGGAAACUUCCACCACCAGCGCCAGCUCGAGAUAUAUUUACACCCUCUUUAUACCCUCGCCAUCAGCCCCACCUAUUGCCAUCACAAAGCAAAGCCAGGUGGAGACGUCUUGGGUCCCCCAAAUCACGAUCUGUGUGCUUCCGCCUCUUGCGUUCUUUGCCGAGACACACUCCACGUUCAGCACGGUUACCUCCGGACCACCAUAUAGAAAUUACUCGAUAUCAACUCCGCCCGGCAAUGGAACAUGCUUCACAGAAUACAGCCCUACACUCACCACAAUAUGCGCAACCGUGCUUAAUGGCCUUGCUAGCCGGGUUACAGUCUCCGAAUGUAAUCAGGAGAUCACCUUCUCUAGCCACUCCGACGCGCAUCUGGAAUCGACAACACCGUUCGUCUCCGACGGUGCGCUCAUUACACCCGCGCCAACCAUUCGGCUCGUAACAACCUAUUACAGAGCGCCAUGGCAAGCCCUCACGACUGCCGGUCCUCCCUCAGACGUCGACGUCACAAUCUGCAGCAUCGUCGACGGCGAGGAGCAGUGUCUUGAUAUAGAGGAAGUCUGGGAAGUCAAGAUCGUUACUGUAACCAGCACCCUCACCACUACGGUCGACCUCUCGACCACGAUUACCGGACCGGCGAUGAUCAUGGUGGAGACGUAUCAGGCCACUGUGACUAAGAAGUUGACGAUGUUCAGCCUCUCGACGGAGCUAGUGCUGCAUUACGAAAUCGAGAAAGAGACGACUAUGCACAGCAAUAGGACGGAGGCGAGAACGACUACAGAGCCCCCGGCCACGCAGACGUUGACGCUGGAGUAUGCGCCGGGAUAUUCGCCGGGUGCACCGGGCGAGUAA
Messenger RNA from Coniosporium apollinis CBS 100218, 1044 nucleotides. RefSeq lists its product as uncharacterized. The record is from RefSeq and is a predicted model, not a curated record. Lineage: Eukaryota; Fungi; Ascomycota; Dothideomycetes. The transcript has a single exon. Bases 1 to 1044 code for a protein of 347 amino acids.